GUCCCAGAGCGCGGUGCGGUGUUAACUCGUUGCUGUUGUUUAUCACCCGUGCGCAGGAAGAACAGUACUACUCUGAGCAACACUCGUCCUUGAUUAACAAGGCGUAUCAAACCCUCCUGAACCCUCUGAGCCGCGGCAUCUACCUGCUGGAGCUGCAUGGAAUGGCGCCAGCACAGGAGACAGACUGUGAUGCAGACUCCGUGUUUCUCAUGGAAAUCAUGGAAAUUAAUGAGAAAUUAGCAGAGUCUAAAAGUGAUGAUAUCCUUGAGGAAAUUGACACUUUGAUUAAAGUUAAACAAGAGGAACUGACCAGAGAGGUGGCUGCAGCUUUUGAAAGAGAUGACCUUCAGGAAGCAAAGAAGCUUUUAGCCAAAAUGAAGUAUUUUGCAAACUUAGAGGAUAAACUAAAGAACAAGAAGAUCCCUUCCUGA
Molecule: messenger RNA, 431 nt
Organism: Nestor notabilis (Kea)
Lineage: Eukaryota; Metazoa; Chordata; Aves; Psittaciformes; Psittacidae
Gene: HSCB
Product: HscB mitochondrial iron-sulfur cluster co-chaperone
Exons: 4
Biological process (GO): [2Fe-2S] cluster assembly; protein complex oligomerization
Cellular component (GO): mitochondrion
Molecular function (GO): ATPase activator activity; protein-folding chaperone binding
Source: RefSeq, a predicted model, not a curated record